CAGCAUAACACAUCAUCAACCACGUGAACACGAGGACUUGGGAGGUGGAGGUAGAAACCCCAGCCUCAGCAUGGGAGGUGGAGCAACACCAGCACAGCGCCGGGCGUGACAACCCCUCACCAUACUAGUAGGUGAAGGGCGACUACCGCAGUGCUGUGUUUGCCACGUGUAAGGGAGGAUGUGCGCGGACCUUCUCCACCUAGACUUAACUGCAGUGGUAGGAGGAGGAGAAAGAGGAGCCCAAUAGAAAUAUAUAUACGACUGAACAUCGGCCAUGGAUGGCCAAAAUCAACACACCAUUGAAGAUUAGAAAGGACCGUGAAGCCGGCCAGCGCUUCCAUUUCCUCUUCGCCGCCAGCACCGGCCAGAUCUUCCACUUACUCUUCUGUAUCGUCAGCACUCAUCAUGACCAUCACGGACUUCGACUCCAUCUUCGUCCACAUCGGAGGGUUUGGCCGCUACCAGAUGGUACUGUUCACGGUCAACUGCAUGAUGAACUCCUUCCUGGCCUUCGUCUACUUCGGCCAGAUAUUUAUGACCCUGACGCCCCCCCACUGGUGUCGGGCUCCGCCUGACCUUCAGGGCCUCAACCUGACGGAGGAACAGCUCAAGGACCUCACCAUCCCUAGGGACGCCUCUAGCGGCAAGUUCCUGCAGUGUAGGAUCUAUGACGUUGACUUUCCUGAGUUAUUAAGGAGCAGCAUGGUUUGGCCCAACGCCUCCAGGCCCACUGCCAGCUGGGCCAACACUUCCUGGCCCUCUGCCAGCUGGGCCAAUGCCUCCUGGCCCUCCGCCAGCUGGGCCAAUGCCUCCUGGCCCACCACCAGCUGCACACAUGGCUGGACCUACGACUACUCCCUCUACUACCCCACCAUCACCUCCCAGCUGGACUGGGUGUGCGAGGAGGACUGGCGACCGGCGUUCUGUCAGUCGCUGUUCUUCGUGGGGUCGCUGGUGGCCUCGCCGGUGCUCGGGUGGGCGGCAGACAAGUUUGGUCGACUGCCGGUCAUCGUCAUCACCAACAUGGUUGGGGGCGUGUUCGGGGUGGCCUCAGCUUUCUGCACCUCCUUCGCCACCUUCACCGCCUUCAGGUUCAUCGUUGGCAUGACUUACGAUACCCACUUUAUGGUCAUGUACAUCCUUCUGUUGGAGUAUGUGUCGAGUGAGUACCGCACCAUCAUGGCCAACGUUCCCAUCAUGUUCUUCCUGACGCUGGCCAUGUGUGCCAUGCCCUGGAUCGCUGUGGGGGUCGCAGACUGGUCCAUCUUCACCAUCAUCAUGCACGCCCCUCAACUCAUCUGCUUCUUCUUCAUCUGGAUGGUCCCUGAGUCUGCCCGCUGGUUGCUGGCUCAAGGCAGGGUUGAGGAGACGGUCAAGAUCCUGACAAAGGCGGCUAAGGUCAACCAAAAGACCCUAACCCAGGAGGUCAUCAAGGAUUUCGAGAACUUUGGGAAGGAGCAGGCCAAGCAAGAUAACAAGCAGGUCACUGUCAUUGACCUUCUCAAGACGCCCAAGUUAAGACUGCGCUUCCUCGUCCUCUGUGUCAUGUGGAUGGUGAUCACCGUGGCCUACGACGGACACAUGAGGAACACCGAACACAUCGGCUCCAACAUGUUCAUCACCUUCACUAUCGCCGGCUUCGUCGAGUUGCCAGCGGACUUCCUCACCAUGCUGGCCGUUGAGAGAGUCGGCCGCCGCCACACUACCGUCUGGACUCUCAUUGUCAGCGGCCUGGCCUGCUUCGCCAUAGCUGCCAUACCAGAAGAUGACACCAUGAGCAUCAUGUCGAUGGCUGUGGCGGGGAGGUUCAUGAUCACUAUGGCAAUCAACGUGGGCCAACAGUACCCUGUGGAGGUCCUACCCACAGUGGCCCGCGGCUCGGGAUUUGGGGCCAUACACACGCUGGGAUACAUAGCAGCUUUCGCCUCCCCUUACAUCGUCUACUUGUCCAAGUACGGCCACUACCUUCCCUACGUGAUCCUGGGGGCGCUGACGGUGGUGGGUGGGGCGGUGUGCACGGUGCUGCCCGAGACCCUGAACCAGAGCCUGCCGGACACCUUGGAAGACGGGGAGACCUUCUUCUCUGACCAGACCUUCUGCUACAACCCCUGCUCCAGGAAGCCAUCAAUGAAUGGAAAUGAAUCUCCAGAGGAAAGAGGACAAAUAUAUAUUGACCAGCUCGAGAGGAGAGACGAUGACGACGACCAACUGUGCUCGAGAACUGGAGCUGACGUGUAGGGAAAACAUCGCGUAUACCGAAGACGGAGAGCAAAACACGUCGGAGAAGCGCGCGUGUGUGUAGUUUAAGACAGAAAAGUAAAGAUGUUGAUCUGUUAGGUCAUUGUGGUAGGCUUGAAAAGUGGAUACAUGUAUCCAUCUGGAUACAGUGGGUUAAUUAUGUAUAUCGGGGCUUUGAUGUAGCCGGAAAGUAACCCCCCCCCACUCUGUCUACUCCACGACAAACUUGCACAUCUCUGCUUCCCCCCCCCCCCCACCAAACACACUCUCUCUCUAUUAUACAUCUCCUGCCCCCCCCCCCCCCACCACACACUCUAUUAUACCUCACGGUCAAACCACGCUACAGACCCAAACACUCCCAUCACUACAUGACCAGGCACAGCGCCCCAUUUUGACUGGAAUUGGCCUGUUGAAGCAGCAGCAGCUUCUGUAGCAGCCGUUAUCAACUUUGUGCCUUGGCUGUUAUUGUAAGCUUAGUGCCUUAGUUGCAAGGGUAAGCUUGGUGUUUUGGGUGCCAGGGUAAGCUUAGCGCCUUGUCUGUCGGUUAACAAAUUAAUAACACUGAAACAAUUUUUGUUCUGGAUAAUAAAUGUUGAUUUCCGAUUGCAAAUGUCUCCAUAGUAUAUAUAUUAUACCUAUUACUUCCCUCAAGCUUUUCUUUGAUCAGUGCCGCUUAGGGAAGAUAUCUUGAAGACAUCUGAAAGCUGCUGACACCUUAACCAGAGCUGUGACCCAUUGUUUCAUAUGACGGCAACUUUCAGGUAGGUACCUUCGAGACAUCUUCACUAAGCUGUCUAAAGCGAAGUCAAAGUUUGAGGAGAAUAAUAGCUAUUUUCUAUACUUUGGCGGCAUAAGCAAUCACAAAAUAGCACUACCCAGAGGACAAGAUAAUUGUCACGUAGUGCAAUCAAAGUUUAAACCAAUUUUAUAGCAUGUUUAUAGCAAAACCAACAACAAAAUUUGGUAUUAUUUUUAAAGUUCAAGAAAAUAAUAUUUUAUUAUUUAAUAUGAUUAUCAUUAUUUUGAUUACUGUUAUUGCCAGUUAAGAUAACAUUUUGUUUUGUUUAUGUUGUCAUUAAAUUCAUCACAAAUA
Messenger RNA from Procambarus clarkii (red swamp crayfish), 3331 nucleotides. NCBI's taxonomy places the organism in Eukaryota, Metazoa, Arthropoda, Malacostraca, Decapoda, Cambaridae. The record is from RefSeq and is a predicted model, not a curated record.